AUGACUAAAGCUGAAGAUUUUGAACAACAGCUCUCCUCAAAAAAUAUAUUUUUUUUUUACAGGUCUAACCAUCAUACCAAUAUAAAGAUCUUUGAACACUAUACGGACUUAUGCAGUCACUUAUUAAGCAGAAAGGACAUCAUGGACUCCUUAAGGAAUAAGAAAUUUGAACUGCUGUUUUUGGAUGUAACAGAUCCUUGUGUUUUCUUGAUUGCUGAGAAACUUGGGAAACAAUUUGUGGCCUUUCUUCCCUCUCUAUUUAGCAUUAUAGACUAUGGGCUACCAAGCCCUUUGUCUUUUGUCCCAGGAUUUGGUUCCAGUUUAACUGACCAAAUGUACUUCUGGGCCACAGUGAAGAACUUCCUGAUGUUCCUUGAUUCAUUCAUGAAGAAAAGAGAAAUACUUUCUCAAUAUGACAGCACCAUCCAGCAGCAUUUUGCAGAAGGCUCUCGGCCAGUUUUGUCUGACCUUCCACGGAAAGCAGAGUUGUGGUUUGUCAGCUCUGACUUUGCCUUGGAUUUUCCUCAUCCUGUGCUUCCCAACACGAUCUAUGUGGGAGGCUUAAUGGACAAACCUGUUAGACCAAUACCUCAAGACUUAGAGGAUUUUAUCAUUAAGUUUGGAGACUCAGAUUUUGUCCUUGUGGCACUGGGCUCCUUAGCAACCCAGUAUCAGACCAAGGAACUUAUUAAGGAGAUGAACAGUGCCUUUGCUCGCCUCUCUCAAGGGGUACUGUGGGCAUGUAAGGAUGCUCAUUGGCCCAAAGAUGUCAGAAUGGCUCCUAAUGUCAAAAUCAUGGAUUGGCUUCCCCAGACUGACCUUCUGGCUCAUCCUAGAAUUCGUCUUUUUGUCACCCAUGGGGGAACAAAUAGCCUAAUGGAGGCCAUCCAGCAUGGAGUACCCAUGGUGGGGAUUCCCUUCUUUUUAGACCAACCUAAAAACAUGGUCCUAGUAGAAGCAAAGAAAAUUGGUGUUUCUGUUCAGCUAGAGACACUCAAGGCAGAGACAUUUGCACUUACACUGAAAGAAGUCAUAGAAGACAAGAGGUUCAAGUCUGCAGCCAUGGCUGCCAGGGCCAUCAGGCGCUCUCACCCCCUGACACCUUCCCAGCGUCUGGUGGGCUGGAUUGACCACAUCCUACAAACAGGGGGAGGAGCACAUCUCAAGCUCCAUGGCUUUCAACAGCCAUGGCAUGUGCAGAACCUGCUGGAUGUCCUAUUGUUCCUGUUGGGGCUCACUCUGGGCACCUUGUGGCUGUUGAAGAAAAUGCUGGGCUUGUGGCUCAGGCCCCAGGGUGUGGUCAGGAAGGAAAAGAAGUCCUAAUGUUAGGGUUGGCCUGGGGAAGGAUGCUGGAAAUCUGGCUUUUUACAUGCCUGCCCCUUCCCUAGCACAAGGAACUCCCAGGGUUCUCUUCUUUCCCUCUUCCUACUGGUGGACCUCCAGUUGUCCUCACUAUUUUCUGCCUCUUUCCUAACACUCAUACAGUACAUUGACUGACUGGUGACUCCACUACCUGGAUCCUCUUGCUCUAGUACAAUCCUUCCUUUCCCAGCAAAUUUCUUCUCUUCACUCCUUUCUGCCACUGGCAGUGUUAUGACAGUUUCAUCCUCUCUGUGACUUCCAUUCUCUGACUCUAAUUUCUCAUAUCAUUUGAGAUAAAAACCCCAAUUAGUUGACAAAUUCUACUUACUCCUCUAUUUUUUUUAAUCUUAUAAUCUCUCUUUAGAGUUCAGAAUGCCUGUCCUGCUCCAUUCUACUCUUCCUGUUAGGAAGGAACAGCCUCUGCUAGCAUGUAAUAUCUACCAAUUUAUCUGAUAAUGACAACAUAUGAAUGAAGUAACCUUAUUUUUCUUGGUAGACAUCAAAAUUAUAGUUCAUAUACAGUUGGAGGGUUUGGAGAAUCAUCUUUGAUAUGACUGAUAUGAUAGAUCUAUUUCCCUAUGUCUGAGAAAUUAUAAUAAGUAAGGAAAAGGAACUACAUUCUAUCCACUUAUUGGAGUAACAGCUAAAACAGAAAUAACAGAGUAACAGUAAAACAGAAUAAACUAGAGAUUUAUAAAUUGAUUCAACAUCAACUUCAGUGAUAUUAAGUAA
Molecule: messenger RNA, 2094 nt
Organism: Peromyscus maniculatus bairdii (prairie deer mouse)
Lineage: Eukaryota; Metazoa; Chordata; Mammalia; Rodentia; Cricetidae
Product: UDP-glucuronosyltransferase 3A2-like
Cellular component (GO): UDP-N-acetylglucosamine transferase complex
Molecular function (GO): glucuronosyltransferase activity
Source: RefSeq, a predicted model, not a curated record